GUCUGUUGUAAGCUCAAUAAAGUAGAGGAAGCCAUUGAAGAUUGUACUAAAGCGAUAGAACUUGAUGAUAAAUAUGUUAAAGCAUACCUCAGAAGGGCCAAGUGUUACACAGAUUCAGAGAAAUAUGAAGAAGCUGUGAGAGACUAUGAAAAAGUCUACCAAAUGGACAAAAAUAGAGAGAACAGACGACUCCUUCAAGAGGCUAAACUAGAAUUAAAAAAGAGUAAAAGGAAAAAUUAUUACAAGAUAUUGGGAGUUGAGAAAAAUGCAUCAGAGGACGCAAUAAAGAAAGCAUACAGGAAAAGAGCUCUCAUACACCAUCCCGAUCGACAUGCAAAUGCGUCUGAUGAAGAAAGGAAACAAGAGGAAAUCAAAUUCAAAGAAAUUGGUGAAGCUUAUGGUGUCUUGUCAGAUGCUAAAAAACGAAGUCGAUAUGACAGUGGAGCUGAUCUUGAUGACGAUGGUUCUGGGUUUGGUGGUGAGUAAUGCUAUAUAUA
Messenger RNA from Saccoglossus kowalevskii, 497 nucleotides. Its product is annotated as dnaJ homolog subfamily C member 7-like. NCBI's taxonomy places the organism in Eukaryota, Metazoa, Hemichordata, Enteropneusta, Harrimaniidae. Gene Ontology annotation, molecular function: protein binding. The record is from RefSeq and is a predicted model, not a curated record.